Molecule: messenger RNA, 3825 nt
Organism: Aegilops tauschii subsp. strangulata
Lineage: Eukaryota; Viridiplantae; Streptophyta; Magnoliopsida; Poales; Poaceae
Product: protein FAR1-RELATED SEQUENCE 9
Molecular function (GO): zinc ion binding
Source: RefSeq, a predicted model, not a curated record
GUAGUAAUAAUCCUGCAUUUGGGCUCCUUUUACGGUUUUACCUGGCCGGCCCAUACUAAUCGGGCUCGGGGUCGGGCUCGAGCUCGAGCAUACACACACAAAAAAAAGUUGCUCCACACAGACCAAACCGAACCCGGGCGAGUGCUCCCGAUCCCGAACCAGAUUGGGAAGGCGACCGACUACGACUCUCCGGCGGGCGGCGCGACCGACUCCGGCGAGCCCGGGCGGGGUGGCUGAAGCGUGCGGCGGAGGCGGCCUUCUCGGCGCCGUCAAGUUAUAGGCAGGCUCCGGCGCCGCGCCGCGGCUGCUCCGCCGCGAUUCCGGCCACUGGUCUCUGCUGAGGCCAUGGUGAACACCGACGGUGAAGGUGCCGAUGCCGGGGGCGGAGACCCAAUGUGCGUCGAUGAGAGUGCCGGCCCCGUCGUUGUUGGGGCAGACCAGUGUGAAGGAGCCAGGUUGCAGGACAGUGGAGCCGCUGUCGGCAUUGAAGAAACCAGGGAAGGACAGGUGCCGGUUUCUCACCCCGGCGGCGGAAUGAGGGUGCGAGGAGCGACUGUGGAGGAAGCCGAGAACGAGGAGGCCCCCACGGUGCAGGGCAGCAAGGAGGGGGCCGAGGAGCUGCUCCUGAAGGUGGUGUACAGCGAGGAGGAGGCGUACAAGCUGUACUGCGACUACGGGCACCGCACGGGGUUCAGCGUCCGCAAGGGCAAGCAGUCCUACUUCACCGGCACCAAGAGGAUCAGGACCAAGGACUACUUCUGCUCCAAGGAGGGCCUCAAGGAAGCAGAGAAGCUUACCGACGAGAACUUCAACGACCCGCACACCAGGACCAAUUGCAGGGCCAUGGUUCGCUUCAGAGCGAACAGCCAGGGCGAGUGGAGGGUAAUCCGACUCGUGUCUGAUCACAACCACAACUUGGUAAGACCUGAAGAACGGCACCUUCUGCGAUCUGCCAAGUCACUUAUAGCUGGGAGGUCAUGUUCUGCUGCGGAUGCGGUGUUAUACGGUGGGUACCAGUUAGGGGGUGUACCUUCGCAAAUGGCUGCAAGCACAAGCGUAACCAACAAUGCAGAGACUCCGUGGCAAGAUUUGCUCCCCGGUUUUAGUGGCAUAACAAGGACAUCAGCCGUAGGGACUGGAGAGUUGCAAAGGAUUGUAAGCCAUCUAAAGAGCAGAGCAAAUCUAGAUGGGAUGUUUUACUGGGAUGUUCAGUUAGACCGAGCUGGUCGGAUGAGUAAUUUCUUUUGGCGAGAUGGUAGGGGCAGAAUGGACUAUGACUGUUUCGGUGACGUGGUUGUCUUUGAUUCAACUUACCGCUUAAACAAACAGAAUUAUAUAGUUGCUCCUUUUGUUGGUGUGAACCACCAUUGGCAGACCACUAUGUAUGGCUGUGCAUUAUUAGCAGAUGAUUCGAUGUCAUCUUUCACGUGGCUGUUCAAGUCUUUCUUGGAGGCAAUGGGAAACCGGCAACCACGAUCUAUUUUCACCAACCAAGACCAAGUUAUGUCAAAUGCAAUUGAGGAAGUGCUUCCAAAUACAUGCCAUCGCAUUGCUCACUGGCACAUUCAAAAGAAUGCCGCUUCUCGCCUUGGUGCACUUAAUGCUUCCAAAGCAUUUAAUAAGAUGUUCACCAAGUGUAUGCAGGGAUGCGACACAGAAGCAGAAUUCGAGGGAACAUGGGCUGCGAUGCUCCGUGAGUUUAAGUUGCAGGAUAAUAAGUGGCUGAGCAAACUUUAUAAGCUCAAGCAGAAGUGGUGUGGUGCUCUGAACAAGUGCACUUUUGAUGGUGGGGUCGAGAACGAGCCACAAUGUGACAGUUUGAGUAACAUAUUCACUUGCAUUGUCGAUAAAUCGACCUCUCUUUCCACAAUUGUUGCUGCUGUGGAUAAGCUGACUGAGGAUUGGCGCGAAAAAGAGUUUGAUGAGGAUGUGCGGUGUUGUCAAAGGCCACUUUCUUGUAUUAUAAAGCACAGUGAUAUUUUGAAUCAUGCAGCAAAAGUUUAUACACACAGAAUCUACAAGCUAUUCGAGACAUAUUUUCUUGACGGUUGUGGGGCCACAAAAUUCAAGGCACUUCCGUGUGAAGACAGUGACACAUAUCGGUUUGAGAUGACUAUGCAGGGUAGAGGGUCAAGAGUCUGCACAGUUCAUCUGAAUAUGUCAACAAUGCAACUCACUUGCAGCUGUAGUCAGUUUGAGACAAUGGGUUUACUUUGUCCACAUACUCUGAAAGCUCUUAGUAUCAAGAAUGUGGGCAAAAUUCCAGAAAUAUAUAUACUGAAGCGGUGGACCAGAGAUGCUAAGCAGUGGGUUUUCAACCCAAAGCAGUAUGAAUCAUCAUAUCAGGAAUGCAUGGAUGAUGAAGCUGGAUACUGCAACCAUGCUAUGAGGUAUGCUUAUGACCUUGUGAUGAAGAGUGAAGGGCAGGAGGAAUUGAGAAGAUCUCUUUGGGAGGCUCUUGAGGGUGGAGAGAAAGAAUUGGAGAAAUACCAAAAUGCUACACAGUAUGCACAAUCUUAUGCCACUUGAAAGAAGCAUCGAUAAAGCUUUUUGGUGUUACUACUGAGGAACGAAAGAUAUACUUAGGGAUAACUGGGUCUUUUACAACAUAUAUGUGCAUACCUUCUUUUCUGCUGACUCAAACUGUAAUCUAAAAAUGGAAAUGGAAACCUGUGAAACGAGAUAAAGUUUGAACUCUUAAGACUUUCCUAACCUGGGAGAAGCUGGAGCAUAUGGCAUGUGCAACUUGACUUGUUGCAACAUUAAAACUCUUACCCUUUUGAUGAAGGAAUCGUGGCAUUCUUGAGGAGCUGGAGCAGUUCUGGGAGAUGAGGUUCGAGCAGGGCCCCUCCCGAGCCGAAGCAAACGAUGAACACCCUGACUGUGCCACCGUGCUGCCAUGGGGACUGAACUGAGUGGUCUGAAACCGUCUUGAGCUUCCCAACGCAUGUUCUUGCUGGUGACAUGAAUCAAUGCUGUGCACAUGUGGGUUUGGCUAGGAAGAGCCAGUGUGGCACCUCUUUCCUGCAGACGCGGUGACCAAGUUAUGUCGAAAGCAAUUGAGGAAUUGUUUCCCAAUACAUGCCCUCACUGGAACAUUCAAAAUAAUUCCACAUCUCGCCUUGGUGCAUUUGCUGGGGGUUCGAAAGCUUUUAAUAAGAUGUUCACCAAGUGUAUGCAGGGAUGCGACUCUGAAGUAGAAUUCGAGGAAACAUGGGCUAAUAAUAAGUUGCUGAAGCGGUGGACCAGAGACCAGCUCUUACUAUUACGAAUGUGUUCAAAAUUCCAGAAAUAUGAAUCAUCAUAUAAGGAAUGUAUGGAUGAUGAAGCUGCAUACCGCAACCAUGGUAUGAGGUACGCUUAUGGCCCUGUGAUGAAGAGUCGAGAGCAGGAGGAUUGAGAAGAUCUCUUUGGGAGACUCUCGACGGUGGAGUUAUUUUUGGGAGAAAUACCUAGGAAAUGUUACCCAGUAUGCUUAUUCUUAUGCCACUUGAAAGAAGCAUCAGUUAAGCCUUUUGGUGUUACUACUCAAGAAGCAAGGUAUACUCAUGGGUUACUGGGUUCGGCAUAACAUGUGUGUACAGAUCUUCUUUUAUGCUGGCUGAAACUGUAAUAACAUAAUAAUGGAAACAAAAACCUGUGAAGCUAGAGACAAGUUUGAGCAAGCCAUUAUUGUUUACUCUUGUUUGUUAUCACUUGAUACUGUUAUCUUGCUAUCUUUGGUUCCACAUUGUUUUUUCAGUUAGCAUGAAUCGAUGAUUUUGUUGAGCUGUUAUGAACUUAUGAUGGAGUUUCACUAGUGCUAUUUUCAAGUUUGUAUUUGUA